AUGCUUGGUGAAGAUUCUCGUGUGGAACAGAGUUCCUCCCGAUCUAACAGGACUGCAGCUAAAGGGGAGAGAAGCUUAAGCAGAGAGCAACAGAAGUUUACUUGCUCAGAGUAUGAACUGCGCACACCUGCUUACGCAUUUCUUUACAAGGCAAGAUUUUUCCUCAUUCUGCUUCUAAGUAGUCUCAGCGUUGUCAGUGGGACUAGCUGUGCACGGAGCGGACAACCCUCAACAGCCAGCUACGAAUGCGCCCAGAAAAACGAGAAUGACAGCAAUGCCGAAGCGCCGGGAGCCACCAGGCAGCCAGACACGAGCCAGGCACGUCGUGUGCGGUGCCGGGAGGAACAUAUGCUCGGCAGUGUCAGCGGCGGAGCCCGCGUAGCGUCGGGGGAGAAAUACUGCCUCAGCCUCAGGUUCCGCGGUGGGAAAGGAGUACGGGACAGCUACGCGCGUUGUAGCCUCGCUACGCCUCUUCUGCAGGCAAUUACGGUCUCCCAGCACGGCACCCGACUAUCCAGUAAUACUCGCAUUUUCUUAGUGGAAAAAAUAGAAAGCUGUGUCAAGACUUCACACUUCUGUGCUCUAAUUGAAAACGAACUGUCGUCUGCUUUAUUUUGUGCAGGAUAUGUAAGUUUUCAGGUUUCUGGCUAG
This is a messenger RNA of Opisthocomus hoazin, 651 nucleotides long. NCBI's taxonomy places the organism in Eukaryota, Metazoa, Chordata, Aves, Opisthocomiformes, Opisthocomidae. The record is from RefSeq and is a predicted model, not a curated record.